Molecule: messenger RNA, 664 nt
Organism: Archocentrus centrarchus (flier cichlid)
Lineage: Eukaryota; Metazoa; Chordata; Actinopteri; Cichliformes; Cichlidae
Gene: spp2
Product: secreted phosphoprotein 2
Exons: 6
Coding region: 1-564 (187 amino acids)
Biological process (GO): bone remodeling
Cellular component (GO): extracellular region
Source: RefSeq, a predicted model, not a curated record
AUGAAAUCAUACGUGCUUCUCCCGGCCCUGCUGCUCUCUCUGGGAUGCGCAGGCGUCCCACUGUACAACUCUGAGCUGCAGUCUAUGGCAGACAGGGGUCUAAGAGCAGCUUUGGCAGAGGUCAACUCAGUGUAUGCUGCCAGCCACCUUUACCGGGUGACUACAGGCUCUCUCACAAGGAUUAUUCCCUCGGGCCUGAACACCUUUGACCUGCUGAUGAUGUUUCGCAUCAAAGAGACCCAGUGUCCGAAGACUUCUGAAGACAACCCGCAGACGUGUGCCUUCAGGCCCGGCUUCUUUGUGCCCUCCUUUACCUGUUCCACCCGGGUGAGAAUGAUGGCCGGCUCAACCCAGGUGGUCUCUCUGAGAUGUGGCCAUGAUAGCAGCUCCAGCUCAGAGAGCAGUGAGGAGGUGUUCUCGAGAAGGAGAGACCAGUUCAAUGUCCCAUUUGCAAACAGAGUGCCAGCUCCAGCUGCACCUCCAGCCCAGCCUGGUGGCCCCCAGUACAACCAGUUAGCAGAAGACCAGCCCAGAGGAGACACUUUCAGCAACUACGUAGUGUGAAACUUCAGCUUCACUAUGGCUACAUUUAGGUGCUGAUCAUAUGAAAAAUGUUGAAUUAAAAUACUUUGCACAUCAUGUUUUUGUCCCCUUUAAUUCAAAU